UCCACGGUGCUCCAGGCAGCCUGUGGCCUCUCAAGGCCCCGAGGGGGUUAGCACAGCAAAUUGCCCUCCUUCCCUCAGAAGCUGCCUUUGUCCAGAUGCUCUAGGCCUUCUCUCCCCGCCCUCUGACCUCCUGUCAGGACCCACUGGGAAGUCACUAAGAUGUGAGGCUAAGGUCACGCCGUGGUCCUCUGCCUUGUGACGGGGGACCAACUUUUUAACAAAAUGCAAGAGCCAGUGGGGAAGGGACUUGGCUGGACUCUCAGGGUUGGGCAGCAGAGGCUUCUGUCAGCCUCCAAACAUGGUGUCACCUGUGGGCUAGGGACAAAGGUUUCAACUCAUCAAUAGCUUUUGCUCCUUUGGGAGCUGGCAAGGAGUGGGGCAGGAUGGCACCGAACACCCUCUGUCUCACCCCUACACUUGCCAGUCCAGCUGCUAGCUGCAGGCUCCUCGGGCUCCUGCUGCUUGACAGGUGGGAGGCUGGUAGACUUAAUGUCCCUAGGACCAGUCUCCAACCAGGAAGGGACAGGACAUGGAAGACACCCCAUUUUUUGUACAGGGAAGCAGGCAGCUGGUCCAGAACCGGGUCCAUCUCUACAAUUUCCUGCUCCUGAAAAUCAUCCUCUUCAACCACUGGCUGUCGGGGUUGGCCCAGGAGGCCCAGGGGUCCUGUGGCUGCCAGUCCCACCCAGCCCCGGGCCUCUCAGCCUGCCCUGUGGGCCGGGCUCUCCGGGCUGGGCUGAUGCUGAUCGAGGUCCCUUUGUGGCUGCUACUGCAGGGGCUGAGGCUGGUGUGGGCAGCCGUGCUGGGCUGUGCUAGGGCCCUGGGCCUGGCCCCGCAGCGGCCUGGUGCCUCGGGGUGGCUGGGGCUGUCCGAGGCUACAUGGACAGACCUGCUUCUGUCGUGUCUGCACAGCCUGAUGCUGGCGGCCUUGCUGCUGCUGCUGCUGGCCUGGAGACUGUGCCGGAAAGCCCAUCGCUAUAGCCUGGGCUGGCUGCCCUGCAAGGUCCUGCUGGAGAAUCGUGUGGUACUAGAGCUGCUGGUGCUGCUGAAGCACCUAUACUGGUGGGUGGAGAGCACCACUGUGCUUACCUCCUGGCACCUGGCCUAUCUCGUCACCUGGGCCACCUGCCUUGCCUCUCACCUUCUGCAGACUGCCUUUGAGCACACGGCCCAGCUGGCCCAGGAUCAGGAGGCUGAGCCCCAGGAUGCCUCCUCACUCUCGGAGCCCUCAGCCCCUGAGGCUGAGCAGGUCCUAACACAGCAUGGGACCUUUGGAGAAUAAAUAUGUCCCCAUCUGCC
Molecule: messenger RNA, 1299 nt
Organism: Talpa occidentalis (Iberian mole)
Lineage: Eukaryota; Metazoa; Chordata; Mammalia; Eulipotyphla; Talpidae
Gene: TMEM270
Product: transmembrane protein 270
Exons: 3
Coding region: 530-1282 (250 amino acids)
Source: RefSeq, a predicted model, not a curated record